GGCAACGUCUCUGGAGCCGUGGAGCUUCCAUGUACCCACACCCAUCGUUUUAUUUGAUAAAAAAUAAAUAAAAAUCCCCACCAAUCCCACGCAACGCCGCCGCUCCAACGGCUAGUUUGUCCAUCCUGCCGAGUGCCGGCCCUCCACCCGCGAUCUCAAAUUCAUCAAUCGCCCGCGCCACCACCCACCAGGCAUCAUCUCAGCCCAAGCAUCGGCACCUCGCCGCCUCCCGCCGCCGCGGCAGCGAGCUCAGCUGCCAGCUCGAUCGCCAGCCAGCGGAACCCUCCAGAAAACUCCAUGGGGAUCCCGUCGAGGCUCCCGGACCACGAGGAGGAGGAGGAAUACGACGAUGCCUUGUUCUACGAGGACAUCCAGGCGCCGAAGUUCGUGGACCUCACCGCGCCCGACGCCGGCCUCCCCGACGACGACCCCGCCUGGUUCUGCCUCCGAGUCGGUUGCGACCAGAGCCAUGAGCAGGUUGACCCGGAGGCCUUGGACAGGAGCUUCUUCGUGCGGGUUUGUCCUCUCGUAUAGCCGUAUAUCUCCGAUUGGCUGUGAUAUCCAAUGUCAUGGCGGCGAGAAGCCCCAACGUGCGGCUACAGAAGGUUAUCAGCAGGAAAAAACAGAGCUCGAUGCUGAAAUGCCCGCACUCUGCGCCACCGAAGCCUCCGAGGGCUCGGUUCGCGAGGCUGAGCGCGACCACGGAGGCCGCGGAGAAGGCACCGGCGAAACCCAAGCCAAGGGUCCAGCGGAUCUGCGCCCUGCGAGCAUCCCCGAUCCGUAUCAAGGCUGAGAGGGUCGAAUGUCCCAGCGAGAGGAAGAAGGCACUGACGACGCCGCGGAGCAAGGCCGUCCGGCCGAGCCAGGAACUGUUUCACAGCGUGAAGCACCAGAAGGAACCGUUCACCGCUGCAGCCAGGAAGGGGAAGGUCGUCAAGGCCCUGUUCAUGAGCACGCCAAAAAAGGCGCCUGCCCAGACGCCGGCGGCAGACAGGAGCAAGGAGGCGGGGUCCGAGGCAUGUUCCAAGCUGAGGAAGCUGAACUUGGCGUGCCGGGAGGUGCCGAGCAGGUACAUGUCUCAGCUGAAGAAUCCGAAGACUGUCAAGAAAGGGGAAGAGACCACGGUGGCCAAGAGCGAGAAGCGGGGGCAAGAAUCCAAGACGAAUGCCAAGAAGAAAAUCUUAGGACGCUCACUGAAGUGUACCCAUGCCGAACCUGAUGGGGAGAAUCGAAACGGUUGCAGCAGCACUGAUGCAGACGAGAACUCAUUUGCAGAAAUUGCUGCCUCCGAUCAGGAGAGGAAGGUGGUGCUGCAGGAAUUGAGAAUCGAGGUGGAUACAUCGCGAGCUGACAAUUCCAAUGACAACAAGGAGAAUCUGUCGAGUGCUCCCAGUGAAGAAGCAUUGAACAAUUCACAUUCUGAAAAUGGAAACAGACAGUUGGAGAACAAUGAGAAUGUUCCUCUAAACGAGAAUGUUGCUUUGAAGGUGGCUAAAUUGCAGAGCAAAGUGCAUCAAGAGCAAGCAGGAAAGCUCAAGAAAACUACCAACCCUAGGCCAUUCAGGCUAAGGACUGAUGAAAGAGGAGUGCUUAAAGAAGCAAAACCAGAGAAAAGGCAGCCGUUCACUGAGAAUAAUUCCACGGCAGUACUCAAGGAUGCAAACAGAGGAGUGACGCCAAUGGACAAACACACCCAUGGCAAGGGACGAGACAAGCCGGCUUGCGGCAAGAAACAGAAGAAACGAAGCACCCAGAUUGUAACGGCUCAGCAGCUCGAUGAGUCCAGCUCCAGGCCGGCCGUCAACAGCAUCCAAUGCAGAGCUGUGAAACCGGAGAGGGUUUCUAGGCUUGCAUCAUCAACACGUACAGCCAAAACAGCAAGUGGCCUUAUGGCACCUUCUUCCCGGACUGGGAAGAAGAGGAAGGCGGCUACGGUGAAGCUGUCGAGGAUCCAAACACCAGCUGCUUGAGCUCGGGCACGGGCAGAUCAAGGAGGAAAUGAGAAACUGCCGACAACGGUUUUUGUUGUCUGCUCCAGCGACGAGUUCUGUAUUUAUUACUGCGUCGAAUUCGUUUUCCGGAUUUUGUGGAUUUAUGUACACUGAUCAUUUCUUUCUGCGAGUCGUGUGGUGGAAGUGGAACCCCUCUGCUUUGUUGUACCGCCACCGACCAGAUUUCUUCUUCUUUCUGUAGAAUGAUUCAGAAUUUGAUUAUUUUUCUGUAACUUAAUUGAACUGGGGAAAGGAGGCCCGGCCCAACCCAUGAAACAUUUCAAUUUUAGCCGUGGACUAGGAUCCAUUUCAUCUCGCUA
Messenger RNA from Zea mays, 2311 nucleotides. RefSeq lists its product as uncharacterized. Bases 570 to 1970 code for a protein of 466 amino acids. Lineage: Eukaryota; Viridiplantae; Streptophyta; Magnoliopsida; Poales; Poaceae. The transcript is spliced from 9 exons. The record is from RefSeq and is a predicted model, not a curated record.